CGUUCGUCGUAAGAGCAACCGGUUCCGAAGCAGAAGAAAAGCAGACGCAGCAGACGAGACGAAGCGAACUCAAAGUUUACUGUUCUGUCGCUGCUGUAUGAUCAAUCAUAUGAUCAAUCAAAAAUGAUCAGAUCAAACCAUCCGUAUUUUGCUUUCGUAUUACUAUCCAUUUGUUCCACACUAGUAUUAGGUGAUAGGUAUGAUUUCGAAAUUGAUGGAACCAUCAUUGUAAGACUGCGGCAUUACUUGUCAGAUGAUGGCAAUCCUGAGGACCGAGGAAAUCUCACAAUUCAAAGCAUUCGAACAGGUUCAGUAGCCCUUUCUCAAGCCAUUAUCAAGCCACAUCAUUUAACAAGACUCAAGGCUCUUGCCAAAAAUGAUCAACUUUAUCGUAUGCAAGCUACAGUUGUCACCAGCUCCAACAAAGUUGUGGAGUUUCUGACGUUCAUGAAAGCUUGCGCUCUUGUAGAAUCAGGCUUCAGUGACGUUUUGACUGUGAACUUGGAUCACAGUGGAGGAGUGAUCGCCAUCAGUGCAUCAGCGCCUUACGGCAUUUGCCAAGGAGCUCCAAUCCCACCUGAUGAAAAGCUGAGAUUUUUCAAUACAACGAUUGUUGUGAGACACAUGGAUAAUGGACCAGUGCCCGACACAGCCACUUACAUUCAAAAGAUGGAGCGUGAAAGAGACGCCAGAGAAAGAGGAGACCAGAAGGACAACCGAUCCUUUAUUGCUAAAUAUUGGAUGUACAUUGUUCCCUUGUUGAUCUUUGUACUUUUAUCAAGUGCUGGACAACCAGAGGGUGCACCUGCUGCUGCCAGAUAAUAAAUUAAGGCAAACAA
This is a messenger RNA of Thrips palmi, 839 nucleotides long. RefSeq names its product ER membrane protein complex subunit 10 (gene EMC10). The record is from RefSeq and is a predicted model, not a curated record. The transcript is spliced from 7 exons. NCBI's taxonomy places the organism in Eukaryota, Metazoa, Arthropoda, Insecta, Thysanoptera, Thripidae. Bases 124 to 822 code for a protein of 232 amino acids. Gene Ontology annotation, cellular component: EMC complex.